Molecule: messenger RNA, 1719 nt
Organism: Parastagonospora nodorum SN15
Lineage: Eukaryota; Fungi; Ascomycota; Dothideomycetes; Pleosporales; Phaeosphaeriaceae
Exons: 2
Coding region: 1-1719 (572 amino acids)
Biological process (GO): positive regulation of transcription by RNA polymerase II; DNA-templated transcription
Molecular function (GO): zinc ion binding; sequence-specific DNA binding; DNA-binding transcription factor activity, RNA polymerase II-specific
Source: RefSeq, a predicted model, not a curated record
AUGGCUGGAUCAUUAUACGCACAUGGCAGGGCUUAUGGUACAAGCUUGCGAGCGAUGUUGGAGAAGGAAGCAAAAGCCGAAUCGCCCGGCUCGUGCAGCCUAAGCUACAUUGAAGCGCUGAAGCAUAGGAUUCAAGGGCUGCAAGCACAAGUCCAAGGCGAAGAUGUUCAAUACGCCACGCCAUCGAGCCAGCUACACACGCGUACAGCAGGCCAUGAUGGUGCUCCCCAACCUCAUUCGGCUUCCGCAACCCUUGAGAUCUUGGGUGAUUCGCAGAAUGACCUACAUGAUACCAUGCAAGAAGCAUCCUAUCUCUCACUUGCUGCUAUGGCGGAACGUACAGAUCGCCAGCCGUUGCCGAUAAAAGGUCUCUCGAUUUUGACUCUGCUGUACGCUGCAAUCGGUGUCUCAGGAGCUAACCCAUCCACUUCUUCGGAGACUAACACACUGCGCUCUGGUCCGCUUGCCGACUUUCGCAAGGUGCAUGGUGUUCAAUCGACAGUUCAUGAUACCACCUUCCUUACUGAGACCAUCGAAACCGCACAAUAUUCUUUUCCGUUUCUAACAAGUCUUGAUCUAAAGGAGAUCCUCGGCGUCGUCAUCCAGGAGCACGAAGGCGAUACCUUGGCUAGUGGGGCGAAUGAAUCACCCGGAACGACUUUCAUGGCCUACAUUGCGCUCGCUAUAGGGCUUCUGCAAUCUCGAGCUUAUGUCUACAAAGAAAUAUUUGCAACAGAAUAUGCCCUAAAGGCGGUGGAUCUUAUACCGCAAGUAUUUGACCAUGAGAACGAUUCCACGAUUGUAAAGUGCUUGACCGCGCUAACAAUCUACUCGUUCUACACGGCUUUCGGAGGAUCAACAUGGCAUCUGCUUGGCCUGACUAUGACGCGCUGUAUUGCAGCUGGUAUGCAUACCAGCCGAGUUUCCGAUCCUAAUGCGGAUGACGAAGAGAAACAAAAGUGCUACAGGGUUUUCUGGACUUUAUAUUUGGUGGACACGUAUCUUAGCACCAGUCUCGAUAGGCCAGUUUGUCUCAGCGACGAUGACAUUACAGUGAGCGUACCGACAAGGACGGAUUCAAAUAUUCAAGGGAAGCUCCGUUGUGCAGUUGAGCAUGCUCAGCUACUUCGAACCAUACGACAGCAGCCUGAGACAGACGCUUGGAUUCACUACAUCAAUCUCCGCCAUUGGUAUGAGACGAUUUGUCCACCUUCGACUCCUUUGCAGGAAAACUUACGGACUCUCCAACAGAGCCAGCUAAUUAUGCGUGGCCUUAUUGAACUCAUCAAGAUGCCAUCUGCCAGGGCAAAUGAAAAUUGGGGCACGAUGCUGUGUGGAGCCGAGCCAGAUAUCAUCGACUACCUCAAUCUCUUCGAACGUCACCUUCUCGACCAGCGCGGCGCACCAUCAACGUUUGACGCCCUCGAUGUCUUUGCAGCUGGCAUUUUGAUACUGCAGCUGCCCUUACAUGUUGACAAUAGCGUCCUUACGCGCCAGAAAAGUGUAGCACAAGCUAUAAACAUUCUUACAAUGCUCUCAGUACGAUAUCCAUCGGUUCAGUGCUUGAGAGAUAUCCUUUCAGAGUAUCUUGCGAUAUCUACGACCAGUCAACUCUUUUCACCAGCAUCCUCGGAUCGCCUUCGCGCUCUCAUUGGAUAUUCAGAGGUCAACAUAUCUAUGCCUCUUCAAAAUCUGAUGAUGACAGAGCCGAGGUCUUGA